This is a messenger RNA of Hyaloscypha bicolor E, 1748 nucleotides long. RefSeq names its product cytochrome P450. Bases 41 to 1630 code for a protein of 529 amino acids. The record is from RefSeq and is a predicted model, not a curated record. Gene Ontology annotation, molecular function: oxidoreductase activity, acting on paired donors, with incorporation or reduction of molecular oxygen; iron ion binding; monooxygenase activity. Lineage: Eukaryota; Fungi; Ascomycota; Leotiomycetes; Helotiales; Hyaloscyphaceae. The transcript is spliced from 2 exons.
CUUUCUCCAAGUGUUUUACAUGCUUUGAUAUCACUUCGCAAUGUCUCUCCUCUCAGCACUAGCUUCCUGGUACACCUGGGCUGGCCUCGUCGCCAUCCCUUUGGUCAUCCUUCUCAGUGAUAUCUGGACAUGGUACCGCAUGCCACCAGGACCAUUGCCUCUCCCAUUUGUCGGCAACAAAUUUCCCAGCUCAAAGCCAUGGAUCCAAUUCCAAGAAUGGUCCAAGAUAUACGGCCCAAUCUUCACCGUCUGGGUUGGAAGAAGGCCUACGCUGGUUAUAUCGGACCCGCAAAUCGCUGUUGACCUGAUGGAGAAGCGGAGCAAUAAAUAUUCUUCGAGACCAAGAUUCGUGGUCAUGGGAGAGAUCUAUGGAGGAGGGUCGGUGCUUGUACAGCCGUAUGGAAAAGAGUGGUCCGUGAGAAGGAAGCUGCUGCACCGUGCUAUGACUCCAGCAGCUCUCCGGACAUACAAAGCUCGGCAAGAAGCAGAAUCCACUCGACUGGCAUUCCGUAUCAUGCGGAACCCAGACAACUGGGAACGUGAGUUUGACCGAUUCACGGCCAGUGUAGUGUUCUCGAUAUCGUACGGCCAUCGGAUCGAUUCUGUCGAUUCUCCAAUUAUUCGGGAGCGACUUGAGUUCAUGCAUUUUAUGGCUUCCUUGAACGUUCCUGGUGCCUACAAGGCGGAAUCGUUCCCAAUUCUCAAAUAUAUACCCCCGUUCUUGGCCCCUUGGAAGAGGAAUAUCGAGGCACAUUCCAACUUGGAGGCUCAAUCGAACAUUGCGCUUGUUGAGGGAGUGAAAAGAGAUAUUUUGGUUGCAAAAGAGAAAGGCCUUGAAGCUGCUCCUUCUCUAACACAGACACUGCUCGCUGUUCGCGAAGAGGAGCACAUCCCACUCCCAGAAAAGGAUUUCUGCAAUGUGCCAUCUUCCUUAUUCGGUGCUGGAUCAGAUACAACUGCAUCAACACUGUGCUCCGCCAUCCUAGCCCUCGUCACACACCCCGAAGCUCUGGUCGUCGCUCACGCUGAGAUGGAGUCCGUAAUUGGCAUCAGCCGAACGCCAACUUUCGACGAUGAAGCAAACCUCCCCUACAUCCGCGCUCUUGCAAAAGAGGUUCUCCGAUGGCGUCCCGUAGCCGUGCUGGGAGGAACUCCUCAUGCCUCGACAGAAGACGAUAACUAUGAAGGCUGGUUGAUCCCACGGGGUACCACGAUUCUUGGGAAUUCUUGGGCCAUAAACCUCAACGACGAAUACUAUCCCAAGCCUGACCUCUUCAACCCAGCUCGAUUUCUCGAUGAAAAAGACCCAAGGUAUGUUCCCGAAUUAAAGGGACAGAAGACUCAUCCGGCAAAAGCGGGACACUCGUCUUUUGGCUGGGGCAGGAGGAUCUGUCCUGGUGCUGAUCUUGCGGCCAAUUCACUUUUUAUCGCAUUGGCGAAGCUCAUUUGGUCUUUUGAUAUUCAGGCUACGAGGACAUAUGAUACUCUUGACUACACAGAUGGCUUCAACAUCCGCCCAAAACCUUUCAAGUGCUCGAUUCGGAUCAGGAGUGAAGAGCACAAGAGGACUCUCGAGAAAGAGAAGCUUGAAGCUGACAAAGAGAUGGAGAAAUUCCCAGCCUAUGUUUAAACAGCCAUGCUUGUCUGGGAAGGAAUCUCCUCCCAUAAUUGGAAGAAAUGCCAUGUGAUAACUGUUGUACAUAAAGUAAUAUUUUGAAGUCAUGUCAGGUGUUACGAUCACAAUUCAG